AUGUCGCGGGCUGGGACUGAGGAGACUGAGACUGAACCCAGAACCAGCACCAGCAAUGAUUCUCCCGUGGAAAAGCUUGGCGAUAGCCCGGAUUGGCAUCCGAGUACGAUUACCGACCCAGAACUGCGGUUCGAAGACAAGGAAUCCGAAAGCAACUGCAACUUCAACUGCGACUGCGACUGCAGCCAUGCGGCAGAGUUAAAGCGGGAUUCGAAUGGCUUGCCCCUCGUUCCUCAACCCAGUCAAUUCAAGGAUGAUCCACUGGUCAGUGUUAUCAAGCUUAUCAACCGUCAAUCAUCAAGACAAUACAAUCCCGUCAACCGCAUCAAUUGGCCAACAUGGUUGAAAUGGACGGUAUUGAUCCAAGUCGGCUUCAUGGCCUUUCUAGGCAUCUACACCUCAGCCCUGAUCAACCCCAGUCUCGUCCUCCUAUCCAAAGCCAUGGAGGUUGACUCUAAAACUGCCGCAUACUCUACUACAACUGCUAUUAUCCUUGGAGGAGUCUCUCCCUUUAUCCUAACCCCUAUUGCCAACGUCUACGGCCGUCGCCCAACUACUUUAUUCGCCAUAUCCAUCACCAUGUUGGGAGGCGUCGGCUCGGCCGUGUCGCCCAAUUUCUCGGCGCUGUUGGGAACCAGGGCCAUGGCGGGGUUUGGAAUGGGGGGGAUGAUGAGUGUGGGGACGGCGUGUGUCAACGACAUGUUCUUUUUGCAUGAGAGAGGGGAGAAGAUGGGAGUUUAUUCCAUUUUUGUCACGAAUGGAGCGCAUGUUGCUGCAUUGAUUGGUGGGUUCCUAGGCCAAGCAGCAGGUUGGCAAUGGGACUACGGCCUCGGCGCCCUCUCCUGCGCUCUCUCCCUCAUCCUCGCUAUCUUCCUGUUCCCAGAAACCCUUUUUCCCCGCGACGCCUCCUACCUGGCUUCCCGUACCCACACGCGCACCUACACGCAGCUACUCUUCGACUUCCGCGGCAACGUCCUCCCAACGCGCUCCCUACACGCCCCAGACUUCCUCCAAACCUUCCGCAUGCUAAAAUACCCUUCCAUCCUAUUCCCCUUCUGGUACUACACCACGGCCUGGACCUUCUGCAACGUCCUCCCCGCCAUCACCCUAGCCACCAUCUACACAUCCGAGUACCAUCUCAAGCCCGGCCCUAUCGGUGCCUGUCUCGGAAUAUCACUUACCAUCGGCUCGCUGCUGGGAGAGUUCUUCGCGGGCCGCGCUAGCGACGUCCUUAUAUUCCGCCUCGCGUUAAGGAAUGGGGGUGUGCGAAAGCCGGAGUACAGACUUUACCUAUGCACGCUCUCGGUGUUCUUCAUGCCGGCCGGGUUACUUAUUUUCGGUGCAACGGUGGGGAAAACAUAUUAUAUACCUCCUCUUGUCGGACUUGCUAUUUCAGUAUUCGGCCUCCAAAUAACAACCACAACCCUUUACACCUACACCACCGACGCGUACCCCACCCUCGCCCCCUCAUCCGGUACGCUCUUCAACGCGUCCCGCGGUCUAUCCUUCAUCGUCGGCUUUUUCGCCCUACCGUACGCCGCAAACAUCGGGUAUCUAGGGGCGUGGGGCACGUUUGCCGCUGUGGUGGCUGUCAGUUGGGUGCCGGUUGGUGGGUUGAUGGUUUGGGGGGAGAGGUGGAGGAGGAGGUGGGGAUAG
Messenger RNA from Lachnellula hyalina, 1656 nucleotides. RefSeq names its product Efflux pump. Gene Ontology annotation, molecular function: transmembrane transporter activity. Lineage: Eukaryota; Fungi; Ascomycota; Leotiomycetes; Helotiales; Lachnaceae. The record is from RefSeq and is a predicted model, not a curated record. The transcript has 4 exons. The coding region runs from base 1 to 1656 and encodes 551 amino acids. Gene Ontology annotation, biological process: transmembrane transport.